AUGGCCGAGUCCCAGUCUUAUUCCACAGACCCCGAAUGGGCCAACAUUCAGCCCAUCGAACUGGAUGAUGGCUCUGAUUCCGGUUCCUUGCCAUUGGCCACCAUCGCCUACCCGUCGGAGUACCUCGAGGCCACCUCGUACCUGCGCGCCGUGAUGGCCGCCAACGAGAUGUCCGAGAGGGCGCUGAAGCUAACGGAAGAUAUCAUCUCCAUGAACCCCGCCCAUUAUACCGUAUGGAUCUACCGAGCCAAAAUUAUCUUCGCCCUGGAAAAAGAUCUCCACGAGGAGCUCGACUGGCUGAACCGCAUUUCCCUGAAGUUCCUCAAAAACUAUCAGAUCUGGCAACACCGUCAAGUCCUAAUGGCAUCCACGACCCAUUUCCCAACACUCCCACCCAAGGAGCUGGACUUCCUAAUGGACAUGUUCGCCCAGGACUCCAAGAACUACCACGUCUGGACGUACCGCCACUGGCUCGUCCGCCGAUUCCAGCUCUGGGACACGCCCCGCGAAACCCAAGACGUGGAGAGUCUGCUAAACGCCGACGUGCGGAACAACUCCGCCUGGAAUCACCGAUUCAUGCUACGGUUCGGCCCCCGCGCCGACGAGCCCGACGCCGGCAUGCCCAACAGCAACGGCCCGGCUGCCGAGAAGGGCCAAUUGGCCGUCGUCGACGAGGACCUGGUCGAUGCGGAGCUGGAGUACGCAAAGUCGAAGAUCCUCUUGGCUCCUGAGAACCGUAGUCCCUGGUCGUAUGCGCGCGGGGUCCUCCGGGCCUCGGGACGUCCGCUGUCGGAGUGGAAGGAUUUCGCUCGGCGGCUCGUCACGGAUAAAUUGGAGGAUGGACGGCUGGUGGAUGUCGAGGUGAAGAGCAGUCAUGCGCUGGAGUGGCUGGCGGAUGUGUAUGCGGAGGAGGGUGAGCCGUCGCCGGCGGAGGCGGUGCGGAUGCUGACGCUGCUGAAGGAGAAGUAUGAUCCUAUUCGGAAGAAUUACUGGGAUUAUCGGAUCAAGAUGAUCUCGAGUCCUGCGGUGGCAGCAGCUUGA
This is a messenger RNA of Aspergillus melleus, 1041 nucleotides long. RefSeq names its product bifunctional protein farnesyltransferase/protein geranylgeranyltransferase (gene ramB). Bases 1 to 1041 code for a protein of 346 amino acids. Gene Ontology annotation, biological process: protein geranylgeranylation; protein farnesylation. The record is from RefSeq and is a predicted model, not a curated record. Gene Ontology annotation, cellular component: cytoplasm; CAAX-protein geranylgeranyltransferase complex; protein farnesyltransferase complex. Lineage: Eukaryota; Fungi; Ascomycota; Eurotiomycetes; Eurotiales; Aspergillaceae. Gene Ontology annotation, molecular function: CAAX-protein geranylgeranyltransferase activity; protein farnesyltransferase activity. The transcript is spliced from 3 exons.